Nelumbo nucifera (sacred lotus) is the source of this 1403-nucleotide messenger RNA. RefSeq names its product YbaK/aminoacyl-tRNA synthetase-associated domain-containing protein. Gene Ontology annotation, molecular function: aminoacyl-tRNA deacylase activity. Lineage: Eukaryota; Viridiplantae; Streptophyta; Magnoliopsida; Proteales; Nelumbonaceae. The record is from RefSeq and is a predicted model, not a curated record.
AGUUGAGAACCCAGCCCCCUUAUUUUCUCAAUCUCACGUCACGAAGUCUCGCUUCUGCAGUUCUGGGCUUCUGGCCGGCCAAGCCAAACAAAACGUUGCAGACAGAGAAAACAGCAGAGAGGAUAAUGGGCUACUCGAAGGAGCAGCUGCUUCAACGUUUACAGGAACUUCAAAUUGAUUUUGCACACUAUGAUCAUCCUGUUGUCUUGACAGUUGAAGCUCAGGCAAAAUAUGUUGGGCAUUUGGGAGGUGGAUUAAGUAAAAAUUUAUUCUUGAAGGACAAAAAGCAUAGGUUUUAUAUUGUUUCUGCUCUAGCGGGCACAACAGUGGAUUUGAAAGUUUUAUCCCAGCGGCUUGGUUUGGGAAAAGGAGGUCUAAGAAUGGCUCCUGAAGAAUCUUUGCAAGAAAUACUUCAGGUGCCCCUAGGUUGUGUUACUCCAUUUGCAUUAAUCAAUGACUCUGCACGACAUGUUUCAUUAUUGUUGGAUCAAGGAUUCAAAGCUCAAGAGUUUUGUUUCUUCCACCCACUCUCAAAUGAUGUUACCAUCUCUGUCAAUUCUCGUGACCUUGACAAGUUUUUAAUUUCAAUUGGAAAAGAACCAUCUUAUGUGGACUUGGAGGCUAAUCCUCCUGUCGGGAAGGAUCAACCUCCUGAUCUUGCUGCACUUGUUCUAGCUGGCACAAUAGUACUGCCAGAUCUAUCAGAAAAAGCUGGUUCUGUCCAACACCCCACUGAAAAUACUGUUCCAGUGGCAAAUAACUUGGCAGCAGUUACAGGAAAAGCAGCCAAGAAGUCUAAUCCUACAUCAGUUACCAAGGAUAAACAGCAGGCUGCGGCAGAUCCCUUAAAUGCCAAUGGUAAUGUUAGGAAAUUUGUUGAAGAAAUUAUAGAUAAGACAUCUGCACUACUGCUUGCAGAGAUUACUAAGGACAGCAUUCAACAACAUGGAGAUCAACUUGGGACUGUGAUAUCUGAUAGUAUCAGAAAACGCCUGAGUUUGGAUGUGGAAAGCCUAGCUAUGAUGUUCAAGAAUACGGUGUAUACUCAAGGAUAUAUUGCUGGUUCUCAGACUGGGUUUGUGCGUAAAUGAAACUCCACAUUGCUUGAACUAGAAAUUGAUAAAUGAGCAAAGGCCAAUUUGAUUUUUCAUUUUAUUCUAUUAUGCUGAAAAGGAAAUAUUGAGCUGUAAGCUAUCAAGUGAACCCUUCUCGGAAUGUCUGAUCUGAAAAGUUAGUAGAAAUGUAGGAGUAGAGCCAAUGGUGAUGGUUUUUAGUUUCUUGUUACCGAUGGUGUUUAUCCAUUAUCUUGUAUCAAAGGGAGACUUAAAACUCCCCCUUUUUCUAUUCCCAAUCUUCUUUUCACUUAAAAUAUUCAUGAUAUCUUAUGCCUUUAUUUGUUCUCU